UGUAUCAAAACACUCAAUACCUUGUACCCUACCAUCUACCUACAUUAAAUACAAUAGAUAUACCUACAUUGAAAAAAAAAUUCUGCUUGAUGUUCAUGUUUCUGCUUUCUAUUUAUUGUUAAUUCAAGAAUAUAAUGAAGAAACCUGAAGGAAGCAAGAGUAGCACGGAAAGCAGUUCUGGGUCCAGUUCUGGUUCCAGUAGUAGCGGUUCUAGCUCAAGCAGUUCAGAAUCAGGUUCCAGCAGUUCAGAUUCUGAAUCAUCAACAUCGGAUAUUCAACCAAAAACCGAACCAAAAUCACCAAAACAAGGUCCUUCCAGUGAACCAAAGAAGGAAAAAGAAUGCAAACCAAUAAAAGCAGCAGCUAAAACUAAAAACAAAUCCUCGAGUGAAGUAGACAAGUCCAAAGCACCCAGUCCCAAACCAAUGCCACAAAGACAAAGAGGUGGCCCAAAAAAGAAAAAUGCUGCUAGCGUUUUAGCUAAAAAAAAACCAACAGCAAAAUGUGCAGGGGCUAAAUCUGGAACUGCAAAAGCUACAACCCGAACAAUCAAAAGUGAAAGCUUGUCCAAGAAGAAGAGUAUAUUUUCUCCUGAAAAUAGCUCAGAUUCAGAACCAGAGAGCAAAACUAAACCUAAAACUGGAUCUAAGCCACCACCAAAGGCCAAGAAGACACAAAAAAAACAAACUGAAGAAAAAAUUCUUACAUCUCCAAAACCAAUUGAAAAACCAGCUGAAAAACCAGUUGAAAAACCAGUUGAAAAACCAAAUGAAAAACCAGUUGAAAAACCAAUUGAAAAACCAGUUGAAAAACAAAUUGAAAAAUCAAUUGAAAAACCAACUUCAAGCGCUAAAGACAAUGAAGUUAGUGCUAAGAAAAAAAUAAAUAAAUCAAAUACACCUCAAAAGAUUGCCAAGAAAGUGCCAGAAAAGAAAAAUCCACCAUUGUGUACAUCAUGUCAAUCAGCUGGAGAUUCUGGGUCAUCAGAAAGUGAGAAAGAGAUGGAAAAGAAAAAAGAUUCAGCUAUAGCGAAGCCUCCCAAGCAAGAUACUCAAAAACCUAGCACAAGCCGCGAAGCAAGUGAAACAGUCGGGGGUACUGUGCCAAGGAAGUUAACGCGUUCGAAAACCGCUUGGGCCUCUCGAAUGGCGAAACUCAAUCCUUCAGAUUCUGACACCGAAUCUGAUGCUGAAGGAAAAACCACCGGAAAGAGUAAAGAAGAUAAAAAGCCAACCAAAGCCCGAGUGGCCCUGGUUAAGUCUCCAGUCAUCCCGUCUCAACCAACAGUUCCCUCUGAGAGAAAGUGUCCAGUUAGGGGAUGUGACUCUACUGGACAUUUAGGUGGAGUGGCGGAUAGACACUUUACCUACGACGCUUGCCCCGUCUACCAUAACGUAACAGGCCCUUGGUGCGUAGCAGCGGCAGAAGAACGUAGUUCUGCAGCCGCUAUUGGAAAAAAAGCUAAGGCGUCUAUGACUCACCGACCACGAGCUAUGCCCACAAUUGAUCAGCGUGCCUAUCAGCUAAAAAUCAAGGAUUUGCGAAGCAAAUGGAAAGGAAAUGACCAGAGAAAAAAGUCGAAUAAUGAAGACUACAAUGAAGAAAGGGAGCCCGUUCUCGAUGGAUUUGCGCCAGAUUAUGAUCUGAGACUAUUUCGGGAUGCCCAAGCGCUAGCUGCUGUGAAAAAGGAAGAGGGAUUGGACGAUAUACCAACGGAUAAAGGGACUAGAUAUGUGGUGAUGGGCAAAUAUAUGAUGGAGGUCCUAUACCAGUCUCCAUAUCCAGGGGCGGCGGCGAGGGUGCCGCGACUUUUCGUCUGCGAGUUUUGUUUGAAGCACCAAGCUUGCGAGACCGGCGCAAAUCGACACAGAGCUAAGUGCGUCUGGCGUCACCCACCGGGAGAUGAGAUUUACAGAAAAGAUUCGCUCAGCGUAUGGGAAGUGGAUGGUCGCAAGCAAAAACAGUAUUGCCAGCAACUCUGCCUGCUCGCAAAAUUCUUUCUCGACCAUAAAACACUGUACUAUGAUGUUGAACCCUUCCUCUUUUACGUGAUGACUACGGCUGACGGCGAGGGUUGUCAUAUCAUCGGAUACUUCAGUAAGGAAAAGAAUUCUUUCCUGAACUACAACGUGUCGUGUAUACUAACAUUGCCCCCCUAUCAAAGGCAAGGUUAUGGCCGACUGCUCAUUGAUUUUAGCUACCUUCUAACGAAAGAAGAAGGCAAAGUUGGUUCACCGGAAACCCCUCUAUCGGACCUGGGUCUCAUCUCUUACCGGUCCUACUGGAGGGAGGUGAUCCUCCACCAGCUGUGUAUUGUCGAGGGACCUGCUCUUAGCAUACGGGACAUGAGCAAGAAUUUGGGCAUAGCGUCUUCGGAUAUUGUGUCCACUUUGCAAGAAAGAGGACUUAUGAAGUAUUGGAAAGGAAAACAUAUUGUCUUGUCGAAGGAGGAGGUACUCAAAGAAGCCUAUCUGCGUGCGGCCGGUGCUCGAUCCGUGGACCCCUCCUGCCUCCGAUGGUGGGGCCGACCAGCGCCGCGCUGACCCCGCGCCCGGCGUGCGCGCACGCGCCGAGAGCGGGAAUCGCGAGACCCGGGCCAGGAUCGCUCACAGCCCGGGUAAAGGAUACGAUGUACAUCGGCACGAGGCAGUAGUUUAAAAUAACCAUAUUGCGAAUUAUAUACUCCAAAGGUUAUCACUGCCAAUUUUAUUCAGUGCCAAUGAGAAAGCGGAUAGACCAUCUGUUGAAUUAUUAGAAUAACUGUUUCUUGAUGUUAAACGAAUCUCAGUGUUAUAUUGUAGGUACAGUUUCGUGUAUUCAAAUUAAAAACAAGGUACAAGGCCUUGAUUAAACUUUGUAUUAGGCCUUUUCGCCAAUUAUCUUUUGAACAACUGAGAAAUAUAUCAUGUUAAAAUUUAUAGAAAACUCGCGUGAUGGCGCGACUGUACUCGUCAUAUACAUGUUCUUGUAAUUUCUAAGCGUACGCGCUCUUUACAAUUAAAUUGGUGUUGUCAACUAAAGUUAUAAAAUCUAUAUAAUCAGGUUUAUAUAAACCAUUGAUGUAUUACUGUUAGUAUUGAUGUUUUUAAAAAAUCCUGUACUACAUUUUUGAUGUCUUAAU
Messenger RNA from Pieris rapae (cabbage white), 3121 nucleotides. RefSeq names its product histone acetyltransferase KAT7. Lineage: Eukaryota; Metazoa; Arthropoda; Insecta; Lepidoptera; Pieridae. The coding region runs from base 135 to 2543 and encodes 802 amino acids. Gene Ontology annotation, biological process: regulation of DNA-templated transcription. The record is from RefSeq and is a predicted model, not a curated record. The transcript has 11 exons. Gene Ontology annotation, molecular function: zinc ion binding; histone acetyltransferase activity. Gene Ontology annotation, cellular component: nucleus.